Molecule: messenger RNA, 155 nt
Organism: Amoebophrya sp. A120
Lineage: Eukaryota; Dinophyceae; Syndiniales; Amoebophryaceae
Source: the annotation of a GenBank genome assembly
AGACGCUAGUGCUUUUGCUCGCACGUACAAGCCUGAGGGUUUGCGAUCUGCUCAUUGCGACCGAGUACUGGCUCUGCCUAUACGCCGACGUACUCUCUGUUUCCGGCCCAGAGGCGCAGGGCUUUCAACUUGUCGACCGACAACUGGCAGCAGAC